Messenger RNA from Exaiptasia diaphana, 1458 nucleotides. Its product is annotated as MAM and LDL-receptor class A domain-containing protein 1. The transcript is spliced from 8 exons. The coding region runs from base 109 to 1458 and encodes 449 amino acids. Gene Ontology annotation, cellular component: membrane. Lineage: Eukaryota; Metazoa; Cnidaria; Anthozoa; Actiniaria; Aiptasiidae. The record is from RefSeq and is a predicted model, not a curated record.
UUCAAGGUUGUGAGCAUAUAUUUCGCAUAAUAAAAGUAGACCAAUAUACACCAUCUCUUGCUCAAGAAAACAUCAUCUAUCAACAACCAGAGAUAAUUCUUCCUUAAGAUGAUUUACUCGUGGAGGAAGGCUAUUUCAGUUCUUUUGAUGACAUUUUACCUCUUGCAGAAUAUCAACCCAACUGUUUCCUUCCCUUCUUCUGGUGAUAUUCGACUUGUUGGUUCAUCAAAUUCGUCUCAAGGCCGAGUAGAAAUCUUUCAUAGCGGCUCCUGGGGCACAGUCUGUGAUGAUUAUUGGGACAUAAAUGAAGGCAACGUUGUCUGCAAGCAGUUGGGCUUUACUGGUGCCAUUGCAGUGUAUUCGUCUGCAUUUUUUGGACAGGGACAUGGUACGAUAUGGAUGGAUAACGUGCAAUGUAAUGGCAAUGAAAGCAGGCUUGAAAACUGUACACAUAACGGAUGGGGAGUACACAACUGUGGUCACUCUGAGGAUGCUGGAGUAGCUUGCCGCCCUAACACGACUUGGAAUGGUUCUGGCAACUGCAAUUUCGAUUCAUUAUCAUUUUGCGGUUAUGUAAACGAAAAAAAUGACAAUUUUGACUGGACAAGGGAUAGCAGUGGUACACCAUCAUAUGGCACUGGACCCCGAGCCGACCAUACAACUGGAUAUGGGUAUUAUAUUUACAUCGAAACGUCUUACCCACGCCGUGCUAAUGAAAAAGCUCGUUUGGUAAGCCCGUUGAUAACCGGAGGAAAGUGUGUGGAGUUUUUCUAUCAUAUGAAGGGRUCWACUAUAGGGCAAUUGAAUGUCUACAUCGAGAACAGCUCGGGUAUUCGAUCGAGAGUUUGGCAGAAAGUUGGACAACAGUCAUACGACUGGCUUAAGGGUUUAGUCCCUGUCAAUGGCUAUAACUCUUAUAAGGUCGUGUUUGAAGGUGUUGUCGGCUCAAGCUACACUGGCGACAUUGCACUAGAUGACAUCAAGAUUCUGAACACUCCAUGCUUUAAAAAUGUUUCUAGCGUUUGCACAUUUUAUGGAAUGAAUUUCUGUGGAUAYACUGCAACAGCUGAAAGUGAUUUUAAAUGGUCAAUUCGUCAAGCAAACGGGUACAGCUGGUAUUAUACGCCCUCAAAAGACCACACAAAGGGAAAACUCAAUCAAUAUGGAGGAUAUUACGCUUAUAUACAGAACUCGUAUUAUCGUGAGGGGAAGAUYGCUCAAAUGAUAAGCCCUGAAAUAAUUGGCAAACAAUGCGUGGAGUUUUAUUACUACAUGGGAAGCAGCAAUGGAAAUGGUGAACUAAACGUUUAUAUCGACGACGGAGUCAAGACCGUCAUAUCAUGGCAACUAAAAGGUUAUCAAGCGUCGAAGUGGUUGAAGGGAAUGUUGCCCGUAAAAGGAAAUUUGACAUCUUUCAAGGUGGACCAGGAAAACGAGGAAAAGAAGAUUACAACUUAA